This is a messenger RNA of Fundulus heteroclitus (mummichog), 2253 nucleotides long. RefSeq names its product NME/NM23 family member 9 (gene nme9). Bases 132 to 2060 code for a protein of 642 amino acids. Lineage: Eukaryota; Metazoa; Chordata; Actinopteri; Cyprinodontiformes; Fundulidae. Gene Ontology annotation, biological process: GTP biosynthetic process; UTP biosynthetic process; CTP biosynthetic process. The transcript is spliced from 17 exons. Gene Ontology annotation, molecular function: nucleoside diphosphate kinase activity. The record is from RefSeq and is a predicted model, not a curated record.
GCAUGUCAACAAAAGGGACUCUUUACUCUUAUAGCUAGAUUUUAAAAUAACUCAUUCAUAGAGCUGCCUAUUGCUCUGGCAUUGGUCUUAUAUUUGCAUCUUCUUUGCUGUAACUAUAACUUCAGUCAUUAAUGGCAGGGAAGAAAAAGGAGGCGAGCCUGCAGGCUUCUGUUACAAAGCAGGAACAAUGGGAGGAGAUGCUCACUACCAAGGGUUUAACAGUUGUAGAUGUUUACCAACAGUGGUGUGGCCCCUGUCGAGCUGUGGUUAGUCUCCUCCGAAAAAUAAAGAACGAGCUGAGUGAUGACCUUCUACAUUUUGCCACUGCUGAAGCUGACAGCAUUGAUGCCCUGGAGAAGUAUCGAGGAAAAUGUGAACCCACAUUCCUUUUCUUUGGAGGCGGGGAGUUGGUUGCUGUGCUGCGAGGGGCCAAUGCUCCGAUGCUCCAGAGGAUGAUUGUGGAGGAGCUGGCCAAAGAAAAGCUGGUCCUGGAGCAAGGCCACAGGCGCAAAGUGGUGAAAGAUGACGGUCUGUUGGAUGAAGAGAUGAAAGAGGAAGAGCUUCAGCAUCCAGAUAAUCAAGAAAGUAUAAUUGUUCCAGCCAGUAAAUCCUACACAGUUGCUAUCAUUAAGCCUGACGCAGUUGCUCAUGGCAAGGCAAAUGAGAUCAUUAUGAAGAUCCAAGACGCUGGGUUUGAGAUCCUCGCGCACGAGGAGCGCACCCUGUCUGAGGCUGAGGCCCGAGAUUUUUACCAACACAAGGCAGAAGAGACCAAACUAAGAUUCAGCCAGGCAGUAUCUCUGAGAAAUGAUUUGCAGACUUGCUUUGAGGACUUGGUGCAGUUUAUGUCCAGCGGUCCCUCCCAUAUUCUGGUGCUCUCUCAGAUAGAGGGCACGGCCAAUGUUAUACCAGCGUGGCGUCAGAUCAUCGGCCCGGCAGACAUAGAAGAAGCCAGGAGAGAAAAGCCAGAAAGCUUGCGGGCCCAGUACGGCACAGAGACGCUGUUCAACGCAGUGCACGGCAGCGAGGACAGCGACCAGGCCAGCAGGGAGCUCGCCUUCUUCUUCCCCAACUUUAGGACGGCCUCCGAAGCAGAACAGGAUGGGGAGGAAGAGCAUGUGGAGAGGACGCUGGCUCUUAUCCGGCCCGACAUUGCCAGCGAGAACAGAGAUGAGAUCUUGGCCCAGAUUCACAAGUCAGGCUUUACAGUUGCCCUUGAAAAAGAGGUGAUGUUGACUGAAGAGCAGGUCAAACAGUUUUACUUCCAACACGUGGACGAAGACUACUUUCCCGCACUUCUCCAAAACAUGACAAGUGGGCCGGUGCUUGCUUUAGCUCUGGCCAGGAAAGGGGCUGUCCAUCACUGGAAGAACAUCCUCGGCCCUCCUGACCCCCGCAAAGCCAAAGAAGAGGAUCCUGAGUGUCUAAGGGCUCAGUUUUCUGUAGAAAAUCAGCCCAUCAACCAGCUCCAUGGCAGCGCAACUCCUGAAGAGGCCGAGAGAGAGCUCGACUUCUUCUUUCCUAAACAGCGGACGCUGGCAGUCAUCAAACCUGAUGCUCUGGAGGAUCACAGAGAUACGAUUUUGAAAGAGAUCCGAGGAAGAGGCUUCGCCGUGGCGCAGCUGAAGGAGACCGUGCUGUCAAGAGACAUGGCUGAGGAGUUUUACAAAGAGCACAGGGAGAAGGCUUUCUUCAACCAGCUGGUGGAUUUUAUGUGUCGUGGGCCCUGUAUGAUGCUCGUCUUGACCAAGGAGAACGCUGUGGAGGAGUGGCGGGCCAUGAUGGGCCCCACCGAUCCCGAGAAGGCUAAGGAGACAUCGCCGCAGUCUCUGAGGGCGCGCUUCGCUGCCGACAUCCUCCACAACUCAGUUCACGGCUCCUCUAACGAGCGACACGCCGAGGAGAAGAUCCGGUUUAUCUUCGGCGACAUCAACACAGAUGCAGCUCCCACCGCGGACAGAGAAACCAGCAGAACCGUCUCAGCUGAAGAGUCGGGCUGUUCAGAAGACGGAAACAAAGGAAUAUCAAGAUCUACAACCGAGGAAACCUCUAAUAACUAGGGUUAACAUGGAGGCGUGAGGUUUCUGUAAUGAGACCGGGGGUAAACAAUCAUGAAGCGUUUACAUGGGUCACGAUGUGCAGUAGUAUAUAAAAGUUGGGAAAAAUAGAAAUAAAAAAACUUGAUAUUAGCUGAUAUUGUCAUUCAUUUUGGUCUGUUCAGGGAUCGCUCACAAUUCUCAAGUGUACAAAACA